GUGACCUGGUAAUAGGCGUCACAUGCUGUGUAAGGAAGAGGGGGAUGUGAUUGAUUUGGAUGGUCAUGCAGUUUUCUGUUCUAUUCAGUGUCUUCUACUUAGAAUUUUCCUCUAGCAUUGUGUCACUACAUGCAUUGAAGUCCUAGACUACAGCGUGGCGGGGGCUCCAGGACUGCAGUCAUGGCGUGGAGGGAUUGUAGAGGACUAUACUUCCCGGCUCCGUUACCUGCUGUAUCCAGAAAGAUUCUGAUUGGCUUCUAGGUCCUUUCCAUGUUUCUCCGGCCACUGAAGCUCAUCCAGCCAAAGGACAAAAAUGCAUAACUACAGAAUCUGGUAACAUUUGUACGGCUGCUGUGAAUUCACUUGGAAAUCCUCACAAUGGUGCAGGUUUACAAUUGCCACCCUUUUGGUUCCCAGAGGAUUGUGCAAACCAAGCAAGCACCGGAGGUGUUUUGCUGUGGCCGGGAUAGUGUGUUUGUGACCUGUGCUGGGGGAUGUAAGGUGGAAGUGUUCACUGUCUGCCAGGAGCUGUGCCAACCUCUCUGCAGCUUUAACACACUUGGGAAAGUGCUUCAGAUGCAUUACAGUGAAGUAGGAGAUUACUUGGUAACUAUCGAGGAGAAAAAUAAAGUUUCCUCUCUGCGGACGUAUGUGAACUGGAGAUGCCAGUCUUUAGGGAGCUCCCGUGUCAGUGUGCGAAUGGUGGGACUCCAGUUGGAUACCCUGUCUCCUGCCUCAUCAAAAGACCAAAUGGAGAUUAUCGAGAUGCCACUUUCUGAGGACCCUCUCCGUCUCUCUAGUUGUCCUGUGCGAGGAGAUCUCCUGGUCGGGUGCAAGAACAAGCUAUUGAUAUUUAGUAUGAAGUACAUCCCCGUUCAUGGCACGCCAGUGUUAGAUUUUGACAGGUCCUUGGUUUUACAAGUCUCUGGGAUUGUGCCUGCUGAGGUGUAUUUUUGUGCCAACCAUGUCAGCAUAAUAAGCGAUCUAGAAGUUCUAGUGUUCAGGCUGACACCUGAACAACAAGAGGUAUUGCCAGAUAUAUCCACUGCUAUUCCGGAUCUGGGAAAACUGCAAGAGAAAGGUAAGAAAGAUGUACUACCCCUGAAAUCAUCUCAUUCGUUGGAGUGUGAAGACUAUGUUGUGUUUGACAGACCUGUGGAAUUGAUUGGUGAGGAAUGUAAAUCCUGCAGCAUUGUGAUCACCCCAGAAUCCACUGGAUUGUCCACAGAUCCACUAACGACUUUCCAUGUCAGCUAUUUGCUUUACAGGAGGUUUACACCAGAUUUUACAGAUGGCUUCAGUGUUGAAUAUACAAGAUUGCACUCCUUACAGCUUAUGCCUAUGUACAAAACAGGAAGUCAUGUUAUCGCAGAUGCAAUCAGCACAAAAAAAGACCUGCUAAGCCUAUUUUGUUUCUUCUCCAUGCCCCAUGCUGGCUACUUGUACAGUUUAUUGAACAAUAUACAGCUGAUCUCUGUUUAUCAGUACCCAGAGAGGUCCCAGCAGGCUGUCCUCACUCCUCAAUUACUGCACGUCAUCACAAGGAAUAAUUUGCAGUGUUUCACUGUAAGAUGCAGUGCAGUAACAGUUCGGGAGGAAGAUCCUUAUAUUGACACGACUAUGAAGACUUGCCCACCUGUCUCUAUGGAUGUUUGCACACUAAGAAUGCAGCUCUUUAUCGGACUGAAAGGCAUUCAGCACUUUAACAACUAUAUAGUUAUCUUGACAAAGGCAGAUCUUGAAGACGUGCCAGAGAAGGGGAAGAAUUCAAAGAGAUUGUCCAGAAAGUCAGGAAGUACAAAGACCAAAGUUUCAUCCGAAACAGAACAUGGCUGGAAUCUCUACAUUGUGAGCACUACACCACCUAUCCAGCUCUACAGAGAAAUGGUGGAAUACAGUAAGAGGUAUGACACUGUGAAGACUCAGGGCAGUAUCCAUCUUCUCAGUGAGGCUCACCUGUUGCUAAGAUCUGCACUAAUGAAUCCAGACAUGAUAAACUCGGCGGAUAAAGAAGAGCUGGAGGCAGCAUUCAGAGAGAGUUGUGCCCACUUAGGGGACUGUUUCAGCAGAUUGGACACCAAGAAAUCCCAUCUGGCACUUCCUUACUACAAAAUGUCCUGCCUAUCUGUGUCUGAUGUAAUCGAUCGCGUUCUUUCCAAAGAUUUUCCCCAGGAGUAUGGGAAAGGCUUCAUGUUCUACCUCAAACAUUCUCUUUGUGAAGAGCUGGAGGAACAACUGAGUGAAGAAGCGGCUUUGAAAGUAUUGCAGAUAUUUAAAGCUACAGAACCACAACAGUUGCCUAAUGUGAUAUCCAGUCCUUGCAUGGUUAAUGUGUGUCCAGCUAAAGCAAUGGAUUUCUUGGAAACAUUAGAGUCUGUGGCAUGUUCAGCUAUAAUCUCUCUUACAAAGGCAACCAUGGCACUGAGAAUGCAUGAUCUUCAGAAGUAUGAAGCAGAGAUGCAGUGUCAUCCAGAGAUUCUACUGCUGUAUGGUUUCUUGGAGGAGCCUCGCCUGCUAAUGAUACGUAAGAACAAGGAGAUCAUUCCUACAGAGAUGGCAUUUUACUUAAGAGACGCCUUGCCUGGACUUCUUAUCGCUGCCUUAGUGGCUUUUCAUGAAAACAGUAAAAUGAAUCUGAAGGAAGCAGAAUUAUUUUUUAAGGUUUUGUGUGAAAAAUCCGAUGACAAUGAUGUUCCACAAAUGCUUGUAGAUUUUUGGGAGGCCCGUCUUUCCUCCUAUCCUCCAGACUCCAUUCUUCAAGACAUUCUGUUUAAACUUACAUCACAUUAUGUGUGUCGAAUAUGCAAACCUCAGCAUGAGUGCAUCAAAUCCUUGAAAAGUGCAGAGGAUCUGAGAAAUUCCUGCAGCCAUUUUGGAGUGAUCAGUCCAUGGGUUUCAAAGAUGGUUUCCUCAGGACCGUCAUCAUGUGAUCAGUGUGGAGAUUUGAUAAAGUUACAGUCUCUUCUCUGUGGACCAUCUCUGGAAAUUGCAUCAUUCCUCCCAUUUCUGGAUUUCAUACCGCAAGAAAACAUCUCACAUUUGAGCAUACACCUUAUAUGUGCAACUCGUCUCCUGAACUACGAGAGCUCAAUAGAGAGACUUCUUGAUCGGUGCCCUGAAGCUGUUACUCUGUAUGCAAAGCAAGAGAUAAAAAUUGGAAGCCAGGCCCUCUGGUGGAACAAGCUACUGCCUGAACUGUGUACUCGAAUUCGAGAAAAUGAGAACACUAAUGACAUAUUUAUUUCAGCUUUAAAAGAUACUUUGGAAAUGAUAUCCAUGGAACUUGACCUUCAGGACUUUCUGAAUGUGCUGCCUGAUGAUGGCAUUGCAGCAUUCUUCUUGCCUUAUCUUGUAAACCAAAGUGAAAAAAAGCUGAUGGUUUGAAUUUGCUGCUGCCUUAUGUCUUAAUCCAUACCCAAAGUUACAAAGUGGAAUCUAUGAUGUAAAGUAAAAUACACAGCUCAAACUGAGUUUCUGUUCCAUGGCCCUACAUGCAAUAAAAAUAUGCCCCUAAUGGAA
This is a messenger RNA of Rana temporaria (common frog), 3519 nucleotides long. RefSeq names its product HPS3 biogenesis of lysosomal organelles complex 2 subunit 1 (gene HPS3). The transcript has 18 exons. Gene Ontology annotation, biological process: organelle organization. The coding region runs from base 379 to 3384 and encodes 1001 amino acids. NCBI's taxonomy places the organism in Eukaryota, Metazoa, Chordata, Amphibia, Anura, Ranidae. Gene Ontology annotation, cellular component: cytoplasm. The record is from RefSeq and is a predicted model, not a curated record.